This is a messenger RNA of Camelina sativa (false flax), 496 nucleotides long. The record is from RefSeq and is a predicted model, not a curated record. NCBI's taxonomy places the organism in Eukaryota, Viridiplantae, Streptophyta, Magnoliopsida, Brassicales, Brassicaceae.
UCUUCACUCUACAUAUAUAGCAAAAACCCAAGAUUUUUAUUUAAUUAUUCUCAAUAUCUACGAUGAUGAACAUAUUGAAAAGUCUAGCGAUCAUUUCCGUUCUCGGAAUAUUCUUUAUACCUCGUUAUUCUGAAUCCGCAAUAUCUUGCAGUGUUGUGAUACAGGAUUUGCAGCCAUGUGUGAGCUACUUGACCAGCGGAAGUGGAAAGCCUCCGGAUACUUGUUGCAAAGGUGUUAAGAGUUUAGCGGCUGCGACCACCACAUCAGCCGAUAAGAAAGCGGCUUGCCAAUGCAUCAAAUCAGUGGCCAAUAGUGUUACCGUGAAGACUGAAUUGGCUCAAGCCCUUGCUAGCAAUUGUGGUGCGAGCUUGCCCGUUGAUGCAUCCCCUACUGUCGACUGCACUACGGUUGGUUGAGAUAUUCUCCCAUCGAUCAAUGGUCCAUCUUUUCCUAAGUAUGCAAUUAUAUUUAAAUCAAUAAAGCCCACCCUCCCCCC